Messenger RNA from Linum trigynum, 3693 nucleotides. Lineage: Eukaryota; Viridiplantae; Streptophyta; Magnoliopsida; Malpighiales; Linaceae. The record is from the annotation of a GenBank genome assembly.
CCUCUUCUCUUUUAGGAAAGGUCAAAACAAAUGAUAGAAAAAAAACCCGAAUAGGGACGUUCCGAGAAUCGAACUCGGGACCUCCCGCACCCAAAGCGAGAAUCAUACCUCUAGGCCAGAAUGUUGCCCCAAAACCAACCAACCCUCUUCACUUUUAGGAAAGGUCAAAACAAUUGAUCGAAAAAAACCCAAGUAGGGGCGUUCCGAGAAUCGAACUCGGGACCUCUCGCACCCAAAGCGAGAAUCAUACCACUAGACCAAACGCCCAGAUGAGUAUUUGUUUAGCUUUUCCUAUUAGGAUCUAUAGUUUAUCACUUGUUCUGAUAAGAAACAAUAAAAUAAGUGCAUGGUGCUGGCUUGAGGGACUAUAAUUAUUAAGGUACUAAAUUUUGUAAAUUCAGCAAAUUUAGUGCACAUGCACGCACGUGAUUUUCCCCGUAGUCUUGGAUUUGGAUCUUUUGGUCCACCAAAUGUAAUAUAACCCAUCAGGUACCUGAACUAAUGAAUAAUAUUGUUUUGUUAAUUCCCAUCUUCUUCCAACCCUCGUGUUUCCAAGCUUAUAAAUUAUCCGUGGAUGGAAGAUAUAUAACAAAACAAAAACAAAAAUCUUGCAACCGUGGUGGAUCUAAGUGAAAGACUAAGGAGAGGUUAUAGUCUUAUAUACUGUACAAUCAAUGCAAUUAAAAUCGUGUUUUAAAAUUAAAAAACUUACGGUUUUACACUUCUAGGUUACCAAAACGAUUUAUGCUUUUACGUUUUUAGUUCACUUAAUGGGUAUACUUUUCUUGAAAUUAAUUAUAAAAAUUAUAUUUUUAAGUUAAAUCACCAACAAUAUGAUUCAUUUAAGAUAAAAAGAUAUAUCAGGUACUUGGAUGCAUUCUCAGCUUCAAUAGAGUAAUCUAAUUCACCGGCUAGGCUCUUCCCAAAUUCAUUAGCAUAGAGGGGAAUGUGGCUUUUUGUUAAGAUUUAUGUUGAUGAACUUAUUGUUAAGAUGUUAUAAGUUGCUCUACUUAAUGCUUGAAUUGCAAGUACUUAUUAACUUAUCUAAAUUAUGUGCACACACAUUUUACAUAAUAUACGCCGUACUUAAUAGAUUUUUAGUCAUAUUACAGUAUGCGUAAAAAAAUUACGCUUUAAUUCUACGCUUUACGAUUUUACCCUUUUUCCGCUUCUAGGUAGAAUCGCCCUUUUGACCGCAUUGGGUCCAAUAUUGUAAUUAAUAUGUGAAUUCAUAAUAUCGAAAAGUAUUAGAUUAGAACUAUAGACCCUUCUCUUUUAAGAUCUAGCCUUAGUAGUUUCUUAUUUCCAGCCCCUCACAUAUAUUUAUUUUUUUAAUCUGCCCCUCGUCUUUCCAAUUAUUUAAGUUCGUUGAUGGCUGAUUUUACUCCCCAUAAGAUAACGUAAAUCAAGGGAAUUGGAAAAACCCAAAAGUUGCAUUAACUUUUGCGUCAAAUCAUCUUUGGAAGUAUGUGGAAUCCACCUUCUCAAUCCCAACAUUUUCUGAAUUCCCUGAUAACCAAAACCAUUUUGUUAAUUACUACUGCAACAUAGUUAGUUGGAUGAAGCUUCGUGUGUUUAUGUGAAUUGGUCGAGUUGGGCUUUGACCCAACCUUUCAAAAUUGGUGAACCAACGGCUAUGGGCCUGACUGACUCUGAUUAUUGAAACUUAACCAGGCUUAAUUCUCGCUUCGACGCGGUUGAAAGAGAGACCCAGAGACGACGUGGGCUUUUUUUUAUGGGCUGGCCAGUGGCUAAAGCUGAAUGGACUGAUCCUUCAGAAAUCAGAAUGAUCAGGCUGCCUUGGGCUAAGUCCAUCAAGUUGGAGAUGAGAUGCUUCUAUUGUUUAGGCGGCGGGGCCGUGGCUGAGGGCCUAGCCCAGAAAAUGUUGUUUUUCAUUUACCCAAUCCUCCAAAAUCAAACCAUGCACAACGGCAGCGGUAAGUGAUAUAAGGUUCAUUAUUGAGCUUCUCUUUAUAAGUUUGAGUUAUUGGGAUUAAUACGAUUCUUGACAUGAUAUUAGAUCCAAACGAGAGAUCUUCUUCAAUCGAACUCUUGCAACCCCAUUUAUUAAGCCGAUUGAAUUUCGGACAUGUACAAACUUCAAACCCCCAUAUAUGAAUGUCUGUUUUAGUUGAGGGAGUUCAAUCCAUUAAAUAUCCCUUUUUUACACGGAGUUCUGUUCUCUAAGGUUGUUCCCAAAUCAAAUCGAAUCUACAAUUUGGAGAGGCACCGUAUGCCUAUUUUUCCUUUUACAUAUUUGUUUUUGUGUGGUUGAAUCAAUGAUUGUGAAACCGUACCGAAUACUGUAUUGAGAAAGUUAAUAGUGUGGUAUUUUGUACGUACUAGAUAAGUGAUUCAACCGAUUUGUAGCGAUAAAAUCGCUCAUCUUUUGAGAUCUGAUAUAUGAUAUUUUCGAUCAUAAUAACGGGUAAAAAAGAAACAAACGAGUCAAAAAGAAAGUCGGCAACAGCUACAAGGUGACAGGCUGGCUUAAGGAUGAAGAACAAGAAGAAGAAAUGGAAGGAAUGAAUGUUGACCAGACUACACCAUCUGAGUCUGAGGCUCUGAUUGAGGCCAAGGAAAUAUAUAAACAAGAAGAAGAAGGGGAAAUUACUAAAUAAAUGAAAUAAUAAUAAUAAUAAUAAUAAUAAUAAUAAUAAUAAUAAUAAUAAUAAUAAUAAUAAUAAUAAUAAUAAUAAUCAAGCAACUGCCGCGGCAAAGCGUGCAAUGAGGGCUUGACUUUGCCCCCUUCGCUGCCUUCAUCAAUCAUAUUAUCCCAAUGGAUUUUUCCAGUAAAUUCAAUCAGACGGCAUAUCCGUUAUCUCUCUCUCUCACUUCCACAUGUUAGGAAUGAUAAAUGGAACGGCGAGGUGGAUAUUUCAAUGUUUUUAAGUAUAGAAUUUGUAUAAGGGUUUUAAUAUAUGUCGUAUGAUACGAUCGAGAAAUGUUUUUUGUUCGAAUUAUCUGAAUAUAAAGCUAACAAUUUGUUUAGAAUAAUAAAAAAACGGUAUUUGUGAAUUCGAAGUCCGGAUAAAUUGGCUUUCAUUUGAUAGGCGGAUAGAGAAUAAAUGUAUACAGCUUAGUUUUGAAGUCUCUCCCAACAACAAAUAUGACUAUCGAGACCGACCAGUUAUAUAUUCAUAUUCAACAGAGAAAUUCGAGUUGGUUGGUUAUUUGAAGUCUCUUUCGAUUAACUCUGAUUUUGAUUGUUUGGAAUCUCCGAUUUUACUGUGUGUCUUCAUCCGCGCCGUAUACGGUGGUGGAGGUAAAUUAAAACGAGGAGAGGUUGUAGCCCUCAAUUUUGUUUCCGCCUUCCUUUGUUAAGUUGAUUAAUGGCAUUGGAUGGAGCACAUGAUAUAAAUCAUCAUUUCUUUCAUAUACAAACUUCCGUCGUGCUGGUUUUUAUGUUGGAAGUCAAUGUGUAAAAAGAUAUUUAUAUAAUUAUAAAGUCAAACCUGUAUACAUAUGGAUUGAGAAGUAUAUAUAGGUGUUUUUUCAAACGGCCUAACUAUAAUUCAAUCCGGUAAAAGAAAAAUGUUACAAAACACGGCUAGAACAUAAUAAGCUCAUACACCGUGGAUCAACGUCGUUGCUCUUAAUUGAGCCCCCUAAACCAACCACUUUGCCCUUGGAUCCCGACUAACGGGCCAGGCAUCAAAAUCUCGUGACUUCCAAUCAACCACAAAUAAUCCG